Messenger RNA from Megalobrama amblycephala (Wuchang bream), 3462 nucleotides. It is a transcript of the gene wipf2b, whose product is annotated as WAS/WASL interacting protein family, member 2b. Lineage: Eukaryota; Metazoa; Chordata; Actinopteri; Cypriniformes; Xenocyprididae. Gene Ontology annotation, molecular function: actin binding. The record is from RefSeq and is a predicted model, not a curated record.
AUAAUUAAAAAAAACAGUUUCACAUGAAGACGUAUAGUCAGUGACGUAAUUUCCGGUCCAAACGGAGGAGCAAAUCAAGGCGAUUGACGCGCGAGAUCAUGUAUGAGGGAAAACCGGUUUGCGAAAACAUCGGACGCUGCGGAAAAAAAGUAACUGUCUUCAUGAAGUUUUAAGUGUCGCACACACUCAGCUGCAAACACCGGACACAGAUCCAAGAUGCCCAUCCCUCCCCCUCCACCCCCAGGUGGACCCCCUCCUCCCCCCACUCUUAGCCAGGCAAACACAACCCCUCCUAAGCUAAUCCGAGAUGAAGCGAAGGGCCGAGGUGCAUUGCUCUCUGAUAUCUGCAAAGGGGCCAAGUUGAAGAAAGUUGGCGUUGUCAAUGACAGGAGUGCACCGAUGAUUGAGAAGCCGAAAGGGAGCAGCGGAGGCGUGUCCAGUGGUGGAGGGUCUUCUGCGCCGGUCCAGCCAGUGGGAGGGCUGUUUCAGGGUGGCGUCCCAAAAUUGCGACCUGUAGGAGAUGGUUCUGCAGGCAGGUCUGCAUUGCACCCUUCUAGCACUCGUUCUGCUGCCCCACGCCCACCUGGCAGUCACGAUGACCCCGACAGUCCCUCUCAACAGGCCUCUCCUACAGAGUCUGGCCGUUCCCAGAGACCGUCCCUACCUGAUCUCUCUCGUUCCCCUGGUGGAGGCAGCAGCCCCUCUACAGGCAUGAAGCACAGCUCUUCUGCCCCACCUCCGCCACCCCCAAUGUCUCGGCGUGGAAACGCUCCCCCUGCCCCACAGCAGAAGGCCACAGCGGCCUCGUACAAUCGAGAAAAGCCACUUCCUCCAACUCCAGGCCAGCGAGGACCCUCUCCAGCACCGGUGCGUGAAAACGCACCUCCUCCCCCAGUGAAACCUCCUCCGUCACCUGUGAGCAGCCGCUCGUCUUCAUCCUCCUCUUCCCUGGCCCCGCCGCCCCCCCCUUACCGUCAGCAAUCUGGAGUUUCCAAUGGGCCCUCCAGUCCUGUGAAUGAGGCUGCCCCUGAACUGCCCCAGAGACACAACUCGCUCAGCAAGAAGCCUUCAGCGGGUGGGCACACACCGACACGCGGGCAUGCGCCUCCUCCGCCACCGUCACCCACCCCUCAGGCUGCCAGACCCCCUCCUCCAGCGCGAGAGCCCCCGGGACGAGGAGCAGCCCCUCCAAUUCCUGGGCAGGUGUCACGGAAUGGCCGGGAUGCUCCGCCGCCGCCGCCACCACCGUACAGGACUCACGGUACCACCUCAGAUGUCCCGAGCCGAGGCAAGCCCCCUCCUCCCCCCUCCCGCACACCAGCCGGACCCCCCCCUCCCCCGCCUAUCCGCAAUGGACACACUUCCAUUUCCCGUUCCUUUGUAGAUGAUUUUGAGUCCAAGUAUUCUUUUCAUCCUCUGGAUGACUUCCCUCCUCCAGAAGAGUAUAGACACUUCACUAAGAUAUACCCGAGCAAAGCUAACAGAGUAAUGAGAGGAGCCCCUCCUUUGCCACCUGUUGGGAGGUAAACACUGUGACCAGUCGCUCGGGCUGCAUCGGCGACGAGGGUUCUUCAUACAGACCCAUACGCUCAUAAACAGACAAUCUCACAUGCACAUCUAAAGACACAAAGCUUGCACCUUAUUAACAUCCAUUCCCCCAUUGGAUAACAUUCCUCUACAUUCAAGCAAGCUUCACUUUUGUCCUGCGCGGAGGAUCGUCUUCACUCAGAAAAGAGUGAGAUGUGGGAAAGUUUUGCAUUCCACCAUCAAUAAUGGCCAACUUUAUUUUUUCCCUUGACAUUUCAAGUACCUAGGUAGCACUGCACAUUUGGUUUGAUGUGCACUGAUAGCUAGCAGAGGUGUAAUGGCGUCCGAGCCUGUAUGUAUCUAAUGCGUAGCACUUGAGAUGGGAAGCGGAAAGCACGUCCCUGGAAAAAUGUCUUAACUACCAUGUCAUGUUAAUUGUUUUGUCGUUCGUCUUUUUUCUCUUAGCUGCCACCCAAUGUUAUGCACUGUGAAUAACGCCAGUCGAGCGCGUCUGAGUGUGAACUGAACUGUAAAAACUGCUUUAGAUGCUUGUUCGUUUUUGUCUUUUGUCCUGGUCUUGCCCCUUUUCAGGGAACAGCCAUUACCUUUAAGUUCUCUCAGGGGGUUUGUUGGACUUCAUUACCUUGCGGUAAGUUUGUGAACGAGAGUUCUAACAGGUCCAAAAGUGCCAACAGAUGCUCUGCCAUUAAUAAAUCAGCAUGGCUCCUUCAGUUGUAAAACACAUCCUCCUUUGGGAACCAGUAGUUUUCAUAGUUUGUUCUGAAGAUGAACCACAAGUUUUUAUUUCAGGUUUAAAGUUGUCGUCCAGCAAUACACCUCACAUUUUUCACCUGCAUUGUGAAUCCUGGCUUCCCUGUAAUUGUCCAGUUACAGGACGGCACAGCUAUGCCACUUUAUGUUCAUGACCUGGUUGAAAGCUGAACUUGUCCCAAGCUGCCUACAGACUGGUUUUGCAUCAAAGACUGCCUUUGAGCGAAAAUCGCAAGCAUUUUAACCGUUACGAUACUUGAUUAAGUUCAAUGCAUGCUGCUUAUUUGGACAGACCUCCAAUAUAAACGUUGGGUGUAUUUGCAUGUAAAGCUGCAAAAUCGCUCUAUGUAUUGCUUCAUUUUCCUCUGUUUUUUAACAGUGCAUCUGCUGUUUGGAUGACAGGGCCAUGACUAAGGGUUCUGGAACGGUGGUCUUAUACUACAUAGUAUUGCUGCAGAAAUGUGGUAGCUAGUUAUUUCAUACCAGUCAUGUUCAACUAAUUGUACAAGCUUAGCCAAACAUGCAGAGUCGAGACGCUUUCAAGGCUGGCACUAAUGACGACAUCCAUAUCCAUAUUUGGAGUUUGUUCAGUGUCAUUGUUAGAUCUUCCUGUUUGUAAGUUCAUGUUUAUUCUCCAGAGAAUAGACUACAUUUCAGUUCUGCAGAAGAACUAACAUCUCAUAAAUUGUGUAGAUUAGAUGGAUGAUUAUGAACUUUUUUGCCCCCCUGUGUUGUUCUGCCUUACAUUUGCUGAUUAAUGUGACGGUACAGGAUUAUAAUUUUUUUUUUUUAAAGAAACAAGAAAUUUAAAAAUUGUGUAUUUACAAGAACUUAGAGAGAUAUGGUAGUGAUAGUUAUUAAUCUAUUUUUAAGUUGUAAAAAGCUUGUAAUAUAGUAAAUAAUUUCAGGCAACCAUAGGUUUCAAAUGAAAUCGUGGACUAAUCAUUACUUGAUGGUAAAUCCUCAUCACUGAAUAUUGUUGAGGACAUUUUCUCAGACUAAUAAUUGCAUUUAAUCACCUACUGUCUGCCAGCAGAGGUCAGUGUACAUGUCUUUAGAGGAGCAUAACUUACUCACAUUGAGAGAGAGGAUUGUCAUUGUCAUCAUUCCAUGCUUAACUAAAGCCUGUCCACACCUGUUGAAAUAAAGCUGAGGAAAAACAUG